Messenger RNA from Otolemur garnettii (small-eared galago), 999 nucleotides. RefSeq names its product mitochondrial import inner membrane translocase subunit Tim23-like. Gene Ontology annotation, molecular function: transmembrane protein transporter activity. Lineage: Eukaryota; Metazoa; Chordata; Mammalia; Primates; Galagidae. Gene Ontology annotation, cellular component: TIM23 mitochondrial import inner membrane translocase complex; mitochondrial inner membrane. Gene Ontology annotation, biological process: protein import into mitochondrial matrix. The record is from RefSeq and is a predicted model, not a curated record.
CAGUUUGCUACGACAUCAUGGAAGGCGGCGGGGGCAGCGGCAACAAAACUACAGGAGGUUUGGCUGGGUUUUUUGGAGCUGGCGGAGCAGGUUACUCGCACGCGGAUUUGGCUGGCGUCCCAUUAACUGGCAUGAACCCUCUGUCUCCUUAUUUAAAUGUGGAUCCACGAUAUCUCGUGCAGGACACAGAUGAGUUUAUUUUACCAACUGGAGCUAAUAAAACCCGGGGCAGAUUUGAACUGGCCUUCUUUACCAUUGGAGGAUGUUGCAUGACAGGGGCUGCAUUUGGGGCAGUGAAUGGUCUUCGGCUAGGAUUGAAGGAAACUCAGAACAUGGCCUGGUCCAAACCAAGAAAUGUACAGAUUUUGAAUAUGGUGACGAGGCAAGGGGCACUUUGGGCUAAUACUCUAGGUUCUCGCUUGCUCUAUAGUGCAUUUGGUGUUAUCAUCGAGAAAACACGAGGUGCAGAAGAUGACCUCAACACGGUAGCAGCUGGAACCAUGACAGACAUGUUGUAUAAAUGUACAGGUGGUCUCCGAGGGGUAGCACGAGGUGGUCUGGCACUAUAUAAUAACUGGAAGCACAUGAAAGGCUCCUUCCUCCAACAGUCACUCUGAAGAUUUUGCCAGCUCAUAGAGGACACUUCAGUAGUCAUCCAGAUCAAUUUAUAAGUCAGUCUGGAAUUAUUCUCUUCUACCUACAAUUAAUUUGAAAAAUUGGAGAUUCUGGUUUGCUGUGAUGAAGAUCAUGGAUGGUUGACCAGACUGGCACUCCUUCCAGCCAGUGGGUUGAAGCUAAAACCCUUUGGUGGCUCGUGGUUCUAGUCCUUACAGAAAGUCUUGUACUUAACUGUUCUCUCCUCCUUCCGAACUGGAAAACCACUCACUCCCAGAAUUCAGGUCCUGCUUGUCAAUACCACAUCAGCAAGUCUGUUCAUUUAAUGAUCAGAAUGUAAUGUUGCACUGUAUUCUGAAUAAAGGGUAAACAUACAGAAAAAAA